Molecule: messenger RNA, 5957 nt
Organism: Pogoniulus pusillus (Red-fronted tinkerbird)
Lineage: Eukaryota; Metazoa; Chordata; Aves; Piciformes; Lybiidae
Gene: ATP2B4
Product: ATPase plasma membrane Ca2+ transporting 4
Exons: 21
Coding region: 634-4260 (1208 amino acids)
Biological process (GO): regulation of cytosolic calcium ion concentration; calcium ion transmembrane transport
Cellular component (GO): intracellular membrane-bounded organelle; plasma membrane
Molecular function (GO): ATP hydrolysis activity; P-type calcium transporter activity; ATP binding
Source: RefSeq, a predicted model, not a curated record
CCUGGGAGCGCCGCGUGUGUUUUUCCUAUCGCAGGGCACACUUUUGCCAGGCUUUGCUUUCUUUUAACCCUUUGGGGGGGCAGAGAAAGGAGCUCACAGCCUGCCUUUCUGCCUCUCUCCUCCUCCUCCUCCUCUCCUUCACACACACUUGUUGCUUCUCCUUUUGCCUGGGGAGGGGGUGGGGAACAAACCAUCUCCGCUCUGCUUGGACUUCGGUCAAUGGCUAAAGAAUGGAUCUGCCGCCCGCCGGAUGCAGCCUGAGGAGGGAGAGUCGGCGGCUGGGAUCGGAGGAGCCGCAGGGUGCCCUGCGCUGCAUCCAGCUGGGGAUGUGAGCCGGAGCUGGGACUGCGUGGGAGCCCUCGGAGCAGGCAGGAGCUCUCCAGUUGCUGUGGUAUCCAGGGAGCCCUCCUCCUUCUGCGGGAGAUGCACGCUGGUCGUUGCUAAGGUCGCCUCCGCGGUAACAUGCACAUCCUGUUUACACCUUCAUCCGGAGAAGUUGGGCUCGGUUAGAGGCACCACUUCACCCGGGCAGCCCCCCAGGGAAGGGGUCACACCGAGCAUCCCCUCACCGGAGCCUUCGAGGAAGGCGCUGCAAGAGCCUCCGGCUGCCGGCGGCGCCGCUGAGCCGGCAGGAUGACGAACAACGUGGCCGACCACCACCCUGCCAACUCGGUUGCUGAAGGCAACCAUGAAGGGGACUUUGGGUGCUCCAUGGUGGAGCUCAGGAACCUGAUGGAGCUGAGGAGCGCCGAGGCGGUCUCCCGGCUCAAUGACUCCUACGGCGGCGUGCAGAGCGUCUGCAAGAGGUUGAAGACAUCACCGGUGGAAGGCCUGUCUGGGAACCCAACUGACCUGGAGAAGAGGCGACAGGUCUUUGGGCAGAACUUCAUCCCUCCCAAAAAGUCCAAGACGUUCCUGCAGCUGGUGUGGGAAGCACUGCAGGAUGUCACUCUGAUCAUCUUGGAAAUAGCAGCCAUAAUCUCCUUGGGCCUGUCCUUCUACCACCCCCCAGGGGGUGACAAUGAAUUGUGUGGCCAGUCCACGGGUGGCGUGGAGGACGAGGGUGAGUCGCAGGCUGGCUGGAUCGAGGGGGCAGCUAUCCUCUUCUCGGUGAUCAUCGUGGUGCUGGUGACAGCCUUCAACGACUGGAGCAAGGAGAAGCAGUUCCGGGGGCUGCAGAGCCGCAUCGAGCAGGAGCAGAAGUUCACUGUCAUCCGCAAGGGGCAGGUGAUCCAGAUCCCCGUGGCCGAGAUCGUGGUGGGAGACAUCGCCCAGAUCAAGUACGGUGACCUCUUGCCAGCAGAUGGGAUCCUGAUCCAGGGCAAUGACCUGAAGAUAGAUGAGAGCUCACUGACUGGGGAGUCCGACCAGGUCAAGAAGUCACUGGACAAAGACCCCAUGCUGCUGUCGGGUACCCACGUGAUGGAGGGCUCUGGCAGGAUGGUGGUGACUGCUGUGGGUAUCAACUCCCAGACUGGAAUCAUCUUCACUCUCUUGGGUGCAGGAGAAGGAGAUGAGGAGAAGAAGGUGAAGAAAGGUAAAAAAGGUGGAGCCCCCGAAAAUCGCAACAAAGCUAAAACUCAGGAUGGUGUGGCCUUAGAGAUCCAACCCCUGAAGAGCCAGGAAGGGGUGGAAAACGAGGAGAAGGAGAAGAAGAAGGUGAAGGUGCCAAAGAAGGAGAAGUCUGUGCUGCAAGGGAAGCUCACCCGCCUGGCAGUCCAGAUCGGGAAGGCAGGGCUGAUCAUGUCAGCCAUCACCGUCAUCAUCUUGGUGCUGUACUUCGUGAUCGACACGUUCGGGGUGCAGGGCCGGCCCUGGCUGGCAGAGUGCACCCCCAUUUACAUCCAGUACUUCGUCAAGUUCUUCAUCAUCGGCGUCACCGUCCUGGUGGUGGCUGUGCCCGAGGGGCUGCCGCUGGCGGUCACCAUCUCCCUGGCGUACUCGGUGAAGAAAAUGAUGAAGGACAACAACCUGGUGAGGCACUUGGACGCCUGCGAGACCAUGGGCAACGCCACUGCCAUCUGCUCCGACAAGACUGGCACCCUCACCAUGAACCGCAUGACCGUGGUGCAGGCUUACGUGGGGGACACUCACUACCGCCAGAUCCCCGACCCCGAAGCCAUCCUGCCCAAGGUGCUGGACCUCAUCGUCAACGGCGUCGCCAUCAACUCUGCCUACACCUCCAAGAUCCUGCCCCCCGAGAAGGAAGGAGGCCUUCCCCGGCAGGUUGGGAACAAGACUGAGUGUGCCCUGCUGGGCUUUGUGCUGGACCUGAAGCAGGAUUACCAGGCUGUGAGGAACGAGGUGCCAGAGGAGAAGCUCUACAAGGUCUACACCUUCAACUCCGUGCGCAAGUCCAUGAGCACCGUGCUGAGGAACGGCGGCGGCGGCUUCCGCAUGUACAGCAAGGGAGCCUCCGAGAUCAUCCUCCGCAAGUGCACCAAGAUCCUGGACAAGAACGGCGACCCCAGGGUGUUCAAGGUGAAGGACAGGGACGAGAUGGUGAAGAAGGUGAUAGAGCCUAUGGCCUGCCACGGGCUCAGGACCAUCUGCUUGGCCUUCCGCGACUUCCCCGCCGACGCCGAGCCCGACUGGGACAGCGAGAACGAGAUCCUGUCCGACCUGACCUGCAUCGCCGUGGUGGGCAUCGAGGACCCUGUGCGGCCAGAGGUGCCAGAUGCCAUCCUGAAGUGCCAACGUGCCGGGAUCACCGUCCGGAUGGUGACAGGGGACAACAUCAACACUGCCCGUGCCAUUGCCACCAAGUGUGGCAUCCUGCUGCCAGGGGAGGACUUCCUGUGCCUGGAGGGGAAGGAGUUCAACCGCCUCAUUCGCAACGAGAAGGGAGAGGUGGAACAGGAGCAGCUGGAUAAGAUCUGGCCCAAGCUGCGUGUGCUGGCUCGCUCCUCCCCGACAGAUAAGCACACCCUGGUGAAAGGAAUCAUCGACAGCACCGUUGGUGACCAGAGGCAGGUGGUGGCUGUGACUGGGGAUGGGACCAACGAUGGCCCAGCUUUGAAGAAAGCUGACGUUGGGUUUGCCAUGGGCAUUGCAGGCACAGAUGUGGCAAAGGAGGCCUCAGACAUCAUCCUGACAGACGACAACUUCACCAGCAUCGUCAAGGCAGUGAUGUGGGGCCGCAAUGUCUACGACAGCAUCUCCAAGUUCCUGCAGUUCCAGCUGACUGUCAACGUUGUGGCAGUCAUUGUGGCCUUCACAGGGGCCUGCAUCACACAGGACUCCCCUCUGAAGGCUGUCCAGAUGCUGUGGGUGAACCUGAUCAUGGACACCUUUGCCUCUUUAGCCCUGGCCACGGAGCCUCCCUCCGAGUCGCUGCUGCUCCGCAAGCCCUACGGCCGCAACAAGCCUCUCAUCUCCCGCACCAUGAUGAAGAACAUCCUGGGCCAUGCUGUUUACCAGCUCACCAUCAUCUUCACACUGCUGUUUGCAGGGGAGAAGUUCUUCGACAUCGACAGCGGCCGCAACGCUCCGCUGCACUCGCCGCCCACCGAGCACUACACCAUCGUCUUCAACACCUUCGUCAUGAUGCAGCUCUUCAACGAGAUCAAUGCCCGCAAGAUCCACGGCGAGAGGAACGUCUUUGAGGCCAUCUACCGCAACCCCAUCUUCUGCACCGUGGUGCUGGGCACCUUCGCCGCCCAGAUCAUCAUUGUGGAGUUUGGUGGGAAGCCAUUCAGCUGCUCUGGGCUCACCCUGAGCCAGUGGUUCUGGUGCAUUUUUAUUGGAGUGGGAGAGCUCCUCUGGGGCCAGCUGAUCUGCACUGUCCCAACCAGCCACCUGAAGUUCCUGAAGGAAGCUGGGCAUGGCAUCACCAAGGAGGAGAUCCCAGAGGAGGAGCUGCCUGAAGACGUGGACGAGAUCGACCACGCCGAGAUGGAGCUGCGGCGUGGGCAGAUCCUGUGGUUCAGGGGUCUCAACAGGAUACAGACACAGAUCAAAGUGGUGAAUGCGUUCCGUAGCUCCUUGUACGAAGGCCUCGAGAAACCCGAAUCCAGAAGCUCCAUCCAUAACUUCAUGACUCACCCAGAGUUCAUCCUGGAGGAAGAUGAGCCUCGAACACCAUUCCUUGACGGCGCCGAAGACGACCCCGAGCCUGACGGACUCCAAAAGCCAAGAGGGGGCAGCCUGGGUGGAUCCACAGCCCUCAACAGAAACAACAACGCAGUGGACAGGCAGCAAGCUGAGCUCACCGGCCUGGAGCCUGCAAGCCUCUUACACAGCUUGGAGACAUCAGUUUGACCUUGCAAACUUUGAAACUCCCUCCUCCUCCUUUUCUCCUUCCUCCUCCACCACCUCCUCCACCCUGUGUGAUGCUGGCACCAGUAACUGAUCACAACCCCCUGUGGUCACCUCCUGUCAGACUGCUCAUCCUUAUAUCAUGUGGGGGUUUGGGGUUUUUUGGGGGGGAGAGGGGGAUUUGAGGGUUUGUUUUUUGGGGGGGGGGAGGGUUUUUUUGUUGUUGUUUGGGUUUGUGUUGGGGUCUUUUUUUCCCACCCCCCCCCCAACCCCGAUUUAGCAGUGGGAAGCAGAGUGCCACGAUGCUGGGUGGUGGGAGAAGAGGCUAAGCCAAAACCAACCCCUUGUGCAUCUCCAUCCUUUUUCUUUGCAGUGGUACUCACCCAAGUUGAAGCAGCCAAAAUUGUUUCCUCUCCCAGAGGUGUUUUGGGGUUGGUUUGGUUUUUUUUUUGGGGGGGGGAGGGAGGGAGGAGGGAGGGGACCUUUGUGAGGGAGGGGUUUUCACUUUUGCAUGUUUCCAAAGGAGUUGAAGUUGUUGUAGUCUUAACCUGCACUGCUCUCAUCCCCCGAGGGCUGGGCUGCACUUGUGACAUGAGUUGUUGGCUUCCUUGUUUUCCCUUUUUGUCCACUUGUUGUUGUUGGUUUAGUUUCUGGGGGGCGUGGGGGGGGGAGGUGGUUUUGGUUUGGUUUCUCUUUUUUUCUUUAAAGGGUUUUCUUCUACCCUUGGGCUUUGUUCUUUGCUUAGGGGAGGGGGAUUUUUACCCUUCCCACCCCCACCCCCAGUGACUUCACAGUCUCAAAAGUGCAAACAGGCUGCAAAUAAAGCCCAGCCCAGGGGGGAAGGUGUUUACUCAGAGGUUGCUACGUAGAGGAAUGUACACCAGUCUUCCACCUUGAAAUAUGGUACCUAAGCCUUGACAGUUCCUCCUCCAUGUGUGCACACACACACACACUCCCUCCUCUCUCUGUUUCCAGUCCUUGGUAGACAAGGAAUGAAGGGGACUUGGUUGGAACCUUGCUGGAUAGAAAAGAUGUGGAAUGAUUAACUGGUUUGUGUUCUUUUUCCCUCCCUCACUCCUCCAAAGCAAGGUGGAGGUGAACUGGCAGUGGAAGAAGGGUUGUGGGAAUCAAAACCCCAUGGCUGGGAGAAACUGAGCUCCUUCCUGGGAAAGUCAUUAAGAGAUGAAUCACUUCUGCUCUUGACCAGCUCUGGAACUUUUGGUGAGGUGUUUCAUGCUUUCUGCCAGCAAGAGCACAGAGACAUUUCCUUUUUGUUUUUUGCCUCUUCUGGCUUGUUGGGUUAAAUUAAUCCUUCAGCCUCGGAGUGGAUUGCUGAGGAAGCCCAGAGGAUGCUCCAGCCCUGCCCAUCGGCGCUGCCAAAGCCUGAGCAGGCUGAAAGGAGAAGAAGCAUUGGGUUGUGGAGAGUGGAGUCAACUCCUAGACGGUGGAAGGGGAGGAACCAGGUUGUGUCUUUAGCCAGUGGCAGAAAGGGAGGACCCUUGGGAGGACCUUUGGUUUCCAUGGCACUUCUGCUGCUGACUUGCCAGCGGAGGCAGCAGCUCGGUUGGUUGGCUGCAGGUCUUCCUCAGAAGGUGCUGCACAGAGGCUUUGCCUCACUUGCUACUUCCUUGAAGGUUUCCUCUCUUCAGCCUGUGUCCUGCCUCACCUCCAUCUCUUGUAAUAACCAUUUGGUGAGAGUC